AUGGGGCAUUGCGCCUCGCGCGACCAGAAAGACCAGAAGAAACUGAAUCGGCGGAUUGAUGAGCAAAUCAAAAAGGAUCAGUCGAUGUCACUGCGGAUCAUCAAACUUCUUUUAUUAGGUUGGUUUUUAUGCAUCGAUUAA
Molecule: messenger RNA, 141 nt
Organism: Gongylonema pulchrum
Lineage: Eukaryota; Metazoa; Nematoda; Chromadorea; Rhabditida; Gongylonematidae
Source: the annotation of a GenBank genome assembly